Molecule: messenger RNA, 1504 nt
Organism: Aspergillus ochraceoroseus IBT 24754
Lineage: Eukaryota; Fungi; Ascomycota; Eurotiomycetes; Eurotiales; Aspergillaceae
Product: WD40 repeat domain-containing protein
Exons: 4
Coding region: 137-1141 (334 amino acids)
Biological process (GO): mRNA splicing, via spliceosome
Cellular component (GO): catalytic step 2 spliceosome
Molecular function (GO): protein binding
Source: RefSeq, a predicted model, not a curated record
CUCAACUACUCUCCGACUUGCCUACUGACUGACCUUGGAUGUAUGAAUCCGGUGCGCAAUGGCACAGCCAACCCCUGAAAUAUAGAGUCCGGUAGUAUUAUUUAUUACAUCUCGAAGAAGACCGCAUAGCCUGCCAAUGCCGGCAACAACCCAGUUCCCCACGAAGCUCGUUCACACUCUCAAGACACACCAUGGACCGGUCAAUGCUGUGACUUUCUCCAGUACCCCUGGGACCUACGUUCUCACCGGAUCCUCCGACCGCGCCAUCCAUCUUUCUCGCGCGGUACCCAACACUACCAACAACAAUCAUGUAUCUGUUGUCGAGACUACAUCUCCAAUUCAAAAGUACGAGGCGCAUGGGUACUCUGUGCUCGAUAUUGCCGUUGCAGCGGAUAACUCGCGCUUUGCGAGUGUAGGAGGAGACCGCCAGGUUUUCCUGUGGGACGUGGAACAGGGCCUCACGAUCAGACGAUGGAGCGGCCAUCACGCGAAGGUUGAGGCUGUACAAUUUGCGGGGGAGGGAGAUGCGGUGGUAGUUUCUGGCAGCGCCGAUACAACCAUUCAUAUUUGGGAUACCCGGUCCAACUCGUACAAGCCCAUCCAGACACUCACGGAAGCUGGGGAUACGGUUUCCUCGCUACAUGUUCAUAUGCCUACGUAUUCGAUCGCGAGUGGUAGCUAUGACGGCCGUGCGAGGGUUUACGAUCUCCGUAUGGGUCAGACCACAGUCGAUGUACUGGGCCAUCCAGUCACCAGUAUCCGGUGUUCGGCGGACGGCAAUGCGCUCUUGACGUCGACUCUGGACGGGAGAAUCCGAAUGUUGGAUCGUACAGAUGGGAAGCUGCUGAAAGCAUUCGGAGCCGGACCUGCACCUGGACACCCCACGUACUACAAUACAGAGCUGCGUAUCCGAUCUGUAUUCGCCAAGGCCGACGCCGUCGUCCUGAGCGGGAGUGAAUCCAAUAAACAGGACCGGUCAGCGCAAGCUUAUGUCUUUGCCUGGGAUGUUCUCCGCGGGGAUGUCAUCGCGGCAGUCCCAGCCGGAGAGGGAGUCAAGGCUGUAAGUUGUGUGGCGUGGAAUGAGAAGGGAAAGUCUUGGGCGAGCGGAUGCUCAGAUGGAACGGUCAAAGUUUAUCAGUAAAAAAAGAAAAACAGCCACUCGCUUAACACCACCACCAACCGAUCGCCCAUACCGCGAUCUGGAAAGAAUCCAUGUGCCCACCACGAGUUGCAGCGCAGCCAUGCACUGUCCACUAACACAUCCAUCCAUGGAUAUCUAGCUGACGCCCAGCCUGCAAAGGUGGAAUCUAUGGAAUUUCCGCCAUUUCCCCAGCGAGUAGUAAGUAGUAACUCCGUAACUACUCCGUAUCCGAACGAACCGUAUGUUGACUUGGGAGGCUAUUGCGGCAAAUCGAUUGAUUAGCUUUGGACUCUCCCCCGUUCCAUAGUUAGUUAAAUCAAAGGAUUCAAUGUCAUAAAUAAGCAAUGCUGCAGGUUAACUACC